Pleurotus ostreatus (oyster mushroom) is the source of this 1473-nucleotide messenger RNA. RefSeq lists its product as uncharacterized. Lineage: Eukaryota; Fungi; Basidiomycota; Agaricomycetes; Agaricales; Pleurotaceae. The transcript is spliced from 3 exons. Bases 1 to 1473 code for a protein of 490 amino acids. The record is from RefSeq and is a predicted model, not a curated record.
AUGGGCAACACGAAAUCACCGUUGUGUCCACUUCACAAGUUACUCUGGGCUUCUUGCGGUGGCCAGUGGCAAAUGGCAAAUGGCCACCGCAGUCUCAUGGGUCAUUGUCCAACAUUCGUGUUACAAGCUAUGGCAUCCAAAUCGAACGCAAAAAUCGCUUCUACAAGUCCUCUGGUUACCCAGACUCCUCCUGUUGCCCAGGCCCAGCGCGUCGUGAACCCCUCUCCCCCCCAGAAAAAUGUCUACAAGGUCGGGAGCAAAGCCGUCCUUAUGCCCAAGCGCGUCGGCACGAUCACCGAACUCACGAACUCUGACACGGGCUCUGGCGCUAUCUCUGCGACGAUCAAAAUCGACAACGACGGCAGCUUGACUGCAAUCCUAUACUUCCCCGGUGUCCCUGGGGCCACCGUGACGCUGGCGCAUCAACGACUCCCAGAAACGGUCGAGGAUCCGAAACCUGUUCCGCGGGAAGCGUUGGGGUUGCCGCCUCUGCCUGCGGGUGCUUGUGAUUCGGACUCGGACUCUGCCGAUGCCGAUGAGAACAACGCAGUGAAAGGGAAGAAACGCACUGUAGAUCAGAACAAGGGGAAGACGGCUCAAAGGAUGAAUAAAGCAAUUGCCUCGGGCUCUGGGACUACUUAUCCUGCGGCUCAAGAUGCGGAAGCUCGUCUGGAUGGGUUCACUGCCACUGCGUUCUCUUUCUCUGCUCCUGCUUUCAAAAGCAAGAACACUACCAAAGACUCUGCUACUACUUCUCACGUCUCUGGAUCCUUCAAUUCCAAGACUUCUGGUUCGACUUCCGCUGACUUGCUGACUCCGAAAACAAUGCCUCCUUCGACUAAGAGGAAGAGCGAUGCAACUGAUGGCGAUCAGUCGAAGAGGGCUAGGAGCGAGAACGGGGGAAGGUAUUUGUCAUUCCCUGAUAUAAUGAAACCAGGCGUUGAUGUGUUCUUGUUAUUCAGUCGUACCGAAGAGACUAAUAAGAGUGGAGUCGUCCACAACUACAAUGUCGCCUACCUCUACCACAUCACCGGCGGUACAAAUACUCUCCAACUCCCUCCCGCCAUGCCUGGCGGUCUACCAUACCAUCCGCCGACUGCGUAUUACUACGGUCCAGGAUACGGAUACCGCCAAACGGUCGUAAGAGUACCCUCUGCGCAGGCUGCUACGCCAGUCGCGACCCCACCUUGGGCAGCAUCUCAGCAGGCUCCGAUGCCAUACCAAGCCCCUACUCUUCAAGCAGGUGCUCCACUAGCGCCCUACAGCGCUGCUCAACAGGCUCAAGGACCCCCCGCUGCGCCUCUUAACUCUGGUGCUCCCGCGCCUGCUGGUUAUUAUCGCCAAAACAGCCCUCAGAACUCCCAAGUCUCUCCUUAUGCGAUGGAUACCCGGUUCCACGAGCAAACUUCUCCUAUUCCUUCCUCCUCGCGAGGCCCAGGGACAUACUCUGAAAGCCCUCAAUAUCCCCAGUGA